AUGAAUAAUAAAUAAUAAGUUCUUGUUAUAGGAGGGAAAGAUGAUGAUCUUUAAACAAUAAAGAAGACUGAAAAUGAAGAUUUUGUUUUUUAAUCUAAUUAUUGUACUGAUUAAUCUUCUUAAUUUGGAAAUAAAUUAAAGAAAGGUUAAUUGAUAUGGUAAGAAUUCUACAAAUAGAAAUUGAUUUAAUACAAAAAGAAUAAUCCUUAACUUAAUCAUAAUGAAUUAACAUCAUAAAUUUCAAAAAAAUGGAAAAGAAAGAAAUAAAAUAAGAAGACUGUUAAUAAAUUAAAAUUGAAAAUAAAACUAGAAAGUAUUACUAAUUAAGCUACUUUAAACAAGAAUAUUAAAUAGAUAGCUAUUCUUAAUGAAGUAGAAUAAAAAGAUGAAAUUGCUGAAAAGCUCAAAACUUUAACUUUUAAAUUAAUUUAUUUAGAUAAUAUUUGUGAACUUAAAGGAGAGACAAUUUUAGAAGCAAUAAAAAGUAAUAUUAAACUGAUUUACAUAAAUAAAUCUAAUGAUAAUGAAUAAUAAGAUAUUUUUAUUGAGGAUAUAUCUAAAAGGAUCAAAACAAGUAAGGCAAAAAAAGAAUAAAAAGAAGUCUUAUUUUAAUCAUAAAAUGAUUCAGAAAAUGAACCUGUAAAUGAUAACAAUGAAAUAAAUUUUGGAAUAGUAAAUAAGAUAAUGAAUUAUUUAUGA
This is a messenger RNA of Paramecium pentaurelia, 699 nucleotides long. Lineage: Eukaryota; Ciliophora; Oligohymenophorea; Peniculida; Parameciidae. The record is from the annotation of a GenBank genome assembly.